AUACAAGCUGCGAGAGGCCUGCCAUCUUUUUUGCCUUCUCCACCACGUCUCUCAAGUCUCAACCAAUAAACCCCAUUAUAUAAACACCUCCUCCCCUCUCUUAACUCUCUCUUUUCUCUCCUCUUUUCUCGCAAUUCCCCCCUCAAUUUUUUCUUAUUGUUUUUCACGAUUCUCUGCAAUCGAAGCAAGCCGAAUAAACAAAUUCCGUCAAUUCCAGUUCCUCUUUCUCCGUGAUUUUUCUACUUCUUCUAGGGUUUCGGUUUUGCCUCGCAGCGAUUCUUGCCUCCCGGAGGUAAGCUGACGUCAUCUCCUUUUCUCGCCGGUUUUAUAUUCAUUCGGUGGCGUUCUUUGCUUUGACACGUUUCCGUUCAUUUUCCGCUUGUAAAUCAGUUUAUUUAAGCUGACUGACUAGAAAACUAAGGUUAAGAAACGGGAGGAUGUACAAUUUCCAGGGAUCUUUUGCUUGAUGGACCAUACGCCUGGCUGCAGUGAUAAGGUUACUUUGAAGAGGUGGUUUUUCAUUGACAAAAGGGUUGGUUAGAAGUGUGUGAAACAUCCUAAGAGCAUAGUUAGUAAACUAUCGUCAACUGUUGCAUAUUUGAUAAACUUGUAUUCUGCCAUAAAAGGAUAUUGGGCACAAUGGACCUGAAAUCAAAUACUUCCCCUGUUGUCACUGAUCCUGCCCCAAUGACUCAGUCCAGAUUGGGCAUCCACUCUGCUUUGAUGCCAUACUCACCGACUGGGGCAACUUUCUCUCCCACACUAUUCCUUACUAUCCCAAGGAAGAAGCCAGGAAUCCUAGAUGAUGUUAGAUCAAACACUUGGUUGGAUGCCAUGAAAUCGUCAUCUCCUACACACAGCAAGAAAAAUAAGGAUUCCAAUACUGAACUAGCAGCAAAUGAAGGUGUUCUUGGCUACCGCAUCUGGAUGCUCAAGUAUCCCUCGGCACUUUCAUCAUUUGAGCAAAUCACCAAUUAUGCAAAAGGCAAAAGGAUAGCACUCUUUUUGGACUAUGAUGGGACUUUAUCACCAAUUGUAGAUGAUCCAGAUCGAGCCUUCAUGUCUGGUGCUAUGCGCGCUACUGUGAGGAAUGUGGCUAAAUAUUUUCCCACAGCAAUUAUUAGUGGGAGAAGCCGAGAUAAGGUAUAUGACUUUGUCGGACUAGCAGAACUUUACUAUGCUGGUAGUCAUGGGAUGGAUAUAAUGGGUCCUGUUCGAUCCGUUUCUGAUGACUAUAGUUGUAUUAGAUCUACUAACAAGCAGGGCAAGGAAGUUAAUCUUUUCCAACCUGCUGGUGAGUUCUUACCAAUGAUUGAUGAGGUUUUUAGAUCUCUUAUUGAGCUCACAAAAGACAUCACGGGAGCAAAGGUUGAGAACAACAAAUUCUGUGUUUCUGUACAUUAUCGUAAUGUAGAUGAGAAGAGUUGGUCAACUAUUGGAGAAUCUGUUGAUGAACUGUUAAAACACUACCCACGUCUGCGAUUGACUCAUGGCCGGAAGGUUUUAGAAGUCAGGCCUGUGCUUAACUGGGACAAGGGGAAAGCUGUCGAGUUCUUACUUGAAUCGUUGGGGUUGAAAAAUUGUGAUGAUGUUCUUCCCAUAUACGUUGGAGAUGAUCGUACAGAUGAAGAUGCAUUCAAGGUCUUGAGAGAGGGAAAUAAAGGUUACGGAAUCUUAGUAUCUUCUGCACCAAAAGAAAGCAGUGCGUUUUACUCUCUGAGGGAUCCAUCUGAGGUGAUGGAAUUCCUCAAGUGCUUGGUAUCAUGGAAGAAGUCAAGUGGUUUUAGCUAUUAACAAGGAGUACCAUUCAACAACACAUAUACCCCAUUUUGUUGAAUUCUUUUCAUAUGAAGAUCUAAUGACUUGCGGAUGGUUUAGGGAGCAGAGGUGCUUAGUGAAGCUUCUAGAGACAGCAACAGGGAUUCAAGUUUACUGUUUCUGCUCAGAGUUUUUCUUUGUAAAUUCCUUUUCGUAAUUGCCGCAUCAAGGAUGCCCUUAAGUCAAUGUAUAGUCAUCUUCGUAUUUUAUUUUUCAAGUUGUAUGUUGUUUUAACUUUGGCGUCAGUUCUCCCCAAGGGAGAGUGUACCAACAACUGAAAUGCUUAAUACAUCAAGUACGAACUUAAUUUAGUAA
Nicotiana tabacum (common tobacco) is the source of this 2133-nucleotide messenger RNA. RefSeq names its product trehalose-phosphate phosphatase A. NCBI's taxonomy places the organism in Eukaryota, Viridiplantae, Streptophyta, Magnoliopsida, Solanales, Solanaceae. Gene Ontology annotation, biological process: trehalose biosynthetic process. The record is from RefSeq and is a predicted model, not a curated record. Gene Ontology annotation, molecular function: trehalose-phosphatase activity.